AUGGUUUCAGACAUGUCUUUAAUCAGGGUGGCGCCAAAAAACAUACUUGCAAAUUUGAAACUGAAAAGACCUGAAAGUGUUUCAAAUAUCAAGCAGGUAUACAAUGCGCGUUAUCAAACCAACAUGGCGAUAAGAGGUCCUAGAUCCAAAAUGCAACAACUUUGGAAGCUUUUGGAUGAUAACCAAUAUGUUUCUAGGUACAUAAUUUGUGAAGACAAUGUCACUAUUUGUGUCAUAUUUUGGACUCACCCCGAAAGUAUCAAGUUGUUCAACAUAUUUCCCAGUGUCCUCAUAAUUGAUUCAACGUAUAAGACCAACAAGUAUAGGCUUCCGCUUCUGGAAAUUGUUGGUGUUACUUCUACGGAGAAGACUUUUUCAGUAGGAUUUGCAUUUUUGGAAUCCGAAAAAAAAGGUCAAUGUUACACGGGCCUUGAAAAUGUGUGA
Lathyrus oleraceus (garden pea) is the source of this 444-nucleotide messenger RNA. Its product is annotated as protein FAR1-RELATED SEQUENCE 5-like. NCBI's taxonomy places the organism in Eukaryota, Viridiplantae, Streptophyta, Magnoliopsida, Fabales, Fabaceae. The transcript has a single exon. The record is from RefSeq and is a predicted model, not a curated record. The coding region runs from base 1 to 444 and encodes 147 amino acids.